Molecule: messenger RNA, 2661 nt
Organism: Serpula lacrymans var. lacrymans S7.9
Lineage: Eukaryota; Fungi; Basidiomycota; Agaricomycetes; Boletales; Serpulaceae
Exons: 12
Coding region: 1-2580 (859 amino acids)
Biological process (GO): poly(A)+ mRNA export from nucleus; protein import into nucleus
Cellular component (GO): nuclear pore
Molecular function (GO): structural constituent of nuclear pore
Source: RefSeq, a predicted model, not a curated record
AUGGCCUCAGACCUGUCCUCGCUGCUGAACUCAUCCAGAGCCUUGAAUUCGCAUUUGACAAGGCCAGAUCUCCCCUCAGUAAACCUUUCCCUUGACCAGAUCGAAGCUCAGUCUCGUCGUCUCGUUUCUCGACAGCCAGGAGCUUCAAAUGACACCGAUCGCGCGAAUUAUUUGUUGGCACAGGCCCAUGUCGAUGCUUCAGCUCUAGCAAGUUCAAUCGCCCAUUUGAACACCUCGACUACCUUCUCUCCUCUCCAACCACUCCAAGACACCGAUGUAGCAGGUUACCUUCGCCACGCACAUGAGCAAAACCUCAUAUCGACUAUAGAGGAGGGAAGGAAGGAGACACAGGAAGAUUUCUACCGUCUGCUCGAAGAACGUAGUAGACGCGACUGGGAGGCCAAGAAGAGAAGAGUCUUUGAGGAACUGGGUGGACGUGUAUACAAUGACAACAAACUGUCUGCAGAAAUGAAGAAGAGCUUCUAUAGCAAAGGUAACUUUUUGACUUUGCAAAUGCAGAGCAAGAUGAUGGCUUACGAUCGUGUCAUCGGCGAACUCAACUCUGCACGGUUAAACGGAGUAUCCUAUCCUGUUGUUCACUCGCUCAUGCAAGCUGCUUCCUCCCUGAACGUGGAUGCGUCUUCCGCACAAAUGGUGCAAAAUUUCCACAUUCUCUCCAAAAUCACUGCAGAGCCUCCAGCUCUCCCCCCUGUAGAACAUGCCGGUGCUCAUAUACUUAAUGCUCCCCUAUUUGAGCGCAAGUACGCGAAGGUUUACCUUGGGGAUCCCGAGUCUCGUGAAGCCAUAUCUCUCCGAAACCAAAUCACCAAAGGUGCUAGGGAAGCACUUGAAGACCAAUAUUGGGACAUUGUGGAACGCACGGUUACGGCACGCCCACUGGAAGCUCGACUGGGCGGUGAUCCAAGUGUUGCUAACAAAGUUCGAGCUUUCCUCCUGGUACGUUACUACAAGAAUGGCCAAUGGGAAGAUCGUAUAGAGUUGGUAGCUGGUCAGCCUCUUUGGGCUAGGCUUUUCUGUCUUGUGCGGUCGGGUCACGCACAAGAAGCGUUAGAUGAAGCACUUCGCUAUCAACAGGCUAUUGAGCAUCGUGAAGCUAGCUUUGUCAACCAUUUCCAGUCUUGGAUCGGAUCACCAGAUAGGCGACUACCAAAACCACAUCGAGAUCAUCUUCAAUCUGUGUACAAUGCACACAUGCUCCAUUCGGCCACCGCUGAUCCGUUUAAGCUCGCGCUUUAUAAAUUAAUGGGUAGACUGGAGCCUUCACGACGAAGUGUCCCUAAUGUUACAACCACUACCGAAGAUUGGUUGUGGUUCCAGCUUUCUAUGGUCGAUGAAAAUGAGGAAGGUGGGCUACGCGGCCUUGCUGAGGUUUUGUUGAGCUAUGGCGAACGACACUUUAAUGGGUCUGCUAACCAAAAAGGAUCUAAGAAGGGUGUCUGGGCUGGUGUACUUCUGAUCUGUGGCCAGUUUGAAAGGGCCGUUGCUUCUCUAUGGGAACAUCAAGAAACAGAGAUUGAAGCUGUACAUCUUGCCAUCGGCCUUGCUUAUCACGGGCUACUGCGUGUACCAUCUCGUGCUGAGACGUCUGAUAUGAAUCCUCUGACAUUAUCACCAAUUAAUCCUCCAGCACUCAGUCUUUCUACGCUAAUAUGGCGUUAUGUGCGCCAGUUUGUGAAGAUGGAUGCCAAGGAAGCUCUGCAAUAUGUCUACUGCGUAUGUCUGACGGCAGACCAAAGUGGUGGUGUAGGUAAAGAAAACCUGGAGAGUGCCUGGGAGCUCGUAAGACGGAUUCUUGUAUUAGCACAUUCUGGUCCAGUUUGGGAGGACCUUGUGGGUGGGUUCAGACCAGAUGGCACGAGAUUUAGUGGCGUCGUCGAACAGGGAGCCGCUCUCCUGCACCUGCAGAACAAUGCACAGUACAGAGAACAUAUCUUGAUUCGUACUGCCAAAAACUCUGAAGAAAAUGACCGUAUCCCGGAGGCUAUUAAAUUGUAUAAUCUUGCUGGUGACUACUCGACUGUCACUGCAUGCCUCGCACAAGCUCUAGGAAAUACACUUGCUGCGCUAAGCGGGGAAGGUGAAAAGAGCAGAGAGAUAGAGCGGACUGCGAUGGAAAUUUUGAAGCACUAUGAACGAAACAACCGAGCGGUAGGCAAAGAUAGAGAUGCAGCUAUUCGUCUUCUUCGGGUGAGGGAAGCCAUGGAUGCUAAGAGCGCAGGGCGUGCCGACGUCGCACUGGAGGUCAUGGAGUCAACAGGGCUUAUUCCUCUGGAAGGCGAUGUUGCCAAGAUCACGAGAAAAGCAGAAGAGUUCAAGGAUCUCCAUGAUGCCUUGCAGCGUAAUCUACAAACAUAUCUACCGCUGACGAUGGAUGCGCUCGCCGCUUUGCAUCAAGCAAUCAAAAGUUCUGCUGUCUCAGAUGUUACUCGAGAUAUGACACUAACAUCCUUGAGGAAGAAGUCGAGAUCUCUGAUAAUAUUUGCUGGCAUCCUCAAGUAUCGCAUGUCGCCAGACAUUUAUUCAUAUUUGGCAAGAUUGGAUGUCGAGAUUGCUCUGUAAUUUUUUUCUUCAUAGUAUAAUACCUACUGCUGCAUACAGAGCUAUCCUCGUCUAGCAAUUCGAAUCGACCUAAAACUGUCC